GAGAGAGAGCUCGGUGCCUCAUGGCUUCCCUUCUUUCGAUCCCACUUCUCUUGCUGAUUCUUGCGAAUUCUCAACAGAUCUGCUCUACUUCUCGGUUUGUUGAUUUGGAAACCAAAAGAGAGAAACUUGACCUUGUUCAAGAGAAAAGUCAUAUAAUUAAAUCCACUCAAUUCAAUCCGGCAAAAGUCACCCAGCUAUCAUGGCAUCCAAGGCUCUUUUUAUGUGAAGGUUUUCUAUCUGAUAAGGAGUCUGACCAUCUCAUUGCAUUGGCUCAGAAUAAGCUACAAAAGGCUUCAGCAAUAAACAUUGGUUCAGGGAAAAAUACACAUGACUUGCAGAACAACACAAAUUCUUGUGUGUCCUUGGCUAGAGAUUUCGAUGAGAUUGUCUCCAUCAUAGAGAAAAGGAUAGCUGCUUGGACCUUUCUUCCCAAAGAGAAUGGUGAAGACAUGCAGAUACUACACUAUGAUGUAAACAACAUGGAUGCUAUACAAUAUGAUAAUUAUAAUGCCACAUUUAGACCUGUAUACGGUGGCCACCGGAUUGCUACAAUUCUUAUAUUCCUGUCUACUGUUACUCAUGGAGGUGAAACGAUUUUCCCCAUGUCUGUGUUGAAAGACACUCAGAUCAAGGAUAGCAGAUGGUCAGACUGUGCAGCAAAUGGCUAUGCUGUGAAACCGGUGAAGGGCGACGCCCUUCUUGUGUUCAAUCUCCAUCCUAAUGCAACAUUAGAUUUCAGUAGUUUUCAUGGUGAUUGCAAAGUGCUCGAGGGGGAGAAAUGGAUAGCGAUCAAACAAAUCCAUGUGAAAACAUUUGUUCAAAACCAGCCUUUGAUUGAGUUCAAAGACGAUUGCACUGACGAAGAUGAUAGUUGUUCUCAAUGGGCUGCAAUUGGGGAGUGCCAGAGGAAUCCUGUUUACAUGCUCGGUACUCCUGAUUACUAUGGAACAUGUAGAAAGAGUUGUGGUGCUUGUUGAUAGAAUUAAUGAGCUUUUUUUCAUUCAAUUUUUUGGUUUUUUUUAUCUUGAUCUCAAUGCAAAUGUAGUCGACUUUUAUGUACUCUUCGACAUAUAUAUAAUC
Messenger RNA from Dioscorea cayenensis subsp. rotundata (Guinea yam), 1080 nucleotides. Its product is annotated as probable prolyl 4-hydroxylase 6. Gene Ontology annotation, cellular component: endoplasmic reticulum. Gene Ontology annotation, molecular function: iron ion binding; L-ascorbic acid binding; procollagen-proline 4-dioxygenase activity. Gene Ontology annotation, biological process: peptidyl-proline hydroxylation to 4-hydroxy-L-proline. The record is from RefSeq and is a predicted model, not a curated record. Lineage: Eukaryota; Viridiplantae; Streptophyta; Magnoliopsida; Dioscoreales; Dioscoreaceae. The transcript has 7 exons. Bases 21 to 977 code for a protein of 318 amino acids.